UCUUGACCAGCUGAGCCACAAGGGAAGCCCUCCUCCCGUUUUUUAAUUGGGUUGUCUUUUUUUUUUUGCUGUUGGGUUAUAUGAGCUGUUUAUGUAUGUUGGAUAUUAAAUUCUUUGUCAUACUAUUUGCAAGUAUUUUCUCCUAGACAGCAAGUUGUUUCUUCAUUUUGUCUAUGGUUUCUUUUGCUGUGCAAAAGUUUUUACGUUUAAUUAGGCCCCAUUUAUUUUUGCUUUUGUUUACUUGAUGAAAUUCAGAUUCUUUGUCCUUGAUCAGUUGGAAUAUUACAAAUUUUAUCAAUUUAUGUGUUUGUUUUAAAUACAUUUAAAGAGAAAUUUUCUAGUUUUUGGAAUUUUUUUUUUAUGUUUCUCUUUUUGGUAUUAUUUAAUAAUCCCAGAUCCUUCCUUUCCCUACCUCAAAAGCUAUUAUAUAUACUAGAUCUGUGUAUGGACUUUAUCUUAUUCUUAUUGAUCUGCUGUUACCACACUGCUUUGAAUAAUGUAGCACUGUAUUACUGUCAGGACAAUAUAUUUUAUUUUUUUAAUUAAAUGUAAUUUUUAUUUUGGAGUAUAGUUGAUAAAUACACUUUGAUAUCUGGUAACAGUAGAUCCUCAUUAGUCUUCCUUUUCUCAAAAUGUAUUUGCCAGUUUUUCAGCUUUUGUUAUUAAUGACUACCAGUGUGGUUCCUAUAACACAACUAUAAAUGGUUUAUAUUGUUACCUUAUUACCCUAUUCUGUUAGUUCAUCUGUUUAAAUAGUAGAUUCUUUUCAUAACUGCUGACAAUGCAGUGCAUUUCCUGUGCCAUCAUUGUGAUUAAUAUAGUAAUAUUCCCAAAAGGUAUCAAAAAUUAUUACUAUGUAAUAUUUUUAGAAAGAGAGCAUUUUAAAUGGCCUAAAAGGGCGCCUGGAAGGUCAGCGUGUGAAGGAGCCGGUGGUAACGCGGGGUCUCCCCGCUGUUACCGAGGAGCGACGGCCGAGCAGACUAUCUCGGCCUGAGGCGGCGGGGAGAAGCAGACGGGCAGAUUGCUGCGACACCAUGGAGGGCGGCGGGGGUAGUGGCAACAAAACCACUGGAGGGUUGGCCGGCUUUUUCGGAGCCGGCGGAGCAGGCUACUCGCACGCGGAUUUGGCUGGAAUCCCGCUAACUGGUAUGAACCCUCUGUCUCCUUAUUUAAAUGUGGAUCCACGGUAUCUCGUACAGGAUACAGAUGAGUUUAUUUUACCAACUGGAGCUAAUAAAACCCGGGGCAGAUUUGAACUGGCCUUCUUUACCAUUGGAGGAUGUUGUAUGACAGGGGCUGCAUUUGGGGCAAUGAAUGGUCUACGGCUAGGAUUGAAGGAAACCCAGAACAUGGCCUGGUCCAAAGCAAGAAAUGUACAGAUCUUGAAUAUGGUGACUAGGCAAGGGGCACUUUGGGCUAAUACCCUAGGUUCUCUGGCUUUGCUUUAUAGUGCAUUUGGUGUCAUCAUUGAGAAAACAAGAGGUGCAGAAGAUGACCUUAACACAGUAGCAGCUGGAACCAUGACAGGCAUGUUGUAUAAAUGUACAGGCGGUCUUCGAGGGGUAGCGCGAGGUGGUCUCGCAGGACUAACACUUAUGAGCCUCUAUGCUCUAUAUAACAACUGGGAGCACAUGAAAGGCUGUUUGCUCCAACAAUCACUCUGAAGAUUUUGCUAGUUUACAAAUGGAGGACACUUUAGUAGUCACCCAGAUCAAUUUAUAAGUCAGUCUGGAGGCAUUUACUUUAUCUACACCUAAUUUGAAAAACUAGAGAUUCCAGUGUGCUGUGAUGAAGACCAUGGAUGGUCGACCAGGACUGGCACUCCUUCCAGCCUUAAUGAGUUGAAGACAAAACACCCUUUGGCGGCUGAGUAACGUGGUUCUCUUAAGAAGAUCUCGCAUCUGUUUUUGCUCCUACCCACUUCUGGAAAACCACUUAAUCCCAGAAUUCAGGUCUGCCUGUCAAUACUGUAUCAGCCACAUUUGUUCAUUUAAUGAUCCAAGACUGUAAUAUUGCUCUGUAUUCCCAAUAAAGGGUGAAAAUAGAAAAAAAAAAAAA
Molecule: messenger RNA, 2058 nt
Organism: Cervus elaphus (red deer)
Lineage: Eukaryota; Metazoa; Chordata; Mammalia; Artiodactyla; Cervidae
Product: mitochondrial import inner membrane translocase subunit Tim23-like
Exons: 1
Coding region: 1035-1664 (209 amino acids)
Biological process (GO): protein import into mitochondrial matrix
Cellular component (GO): TIM23 mitochondrial import inner membrane translocase complex; mitochondrial inner membrane
Molecular function (GO): transmembrane protein transporter activity
Source: RefSeq, a predicted model, not a curated record